AUGACCCGCGACAACUUGCUGCAGCAAAUCCUCAUUCCAGCAGCAGAAAUCGACAUAGAGGGCCCCAUAGGGGAGGGGGGGUACAGCAGGGUUUUCAAGGCGACUUGGCGGUACACGCGGAGCCUGGACGCGCAGCAGCGCCUCGCCCAGGUCCGCGGCCAGCAGCAGCAGCAGCAGCAGCAGCAGCAGCAGCAGCAGCAGCAGCAGCGCCUCCAGCGCCAGCAGCGCCAGCUCUGCACCUCUUCGCUCCAAACGAAGUGGAACUCGUACGCACUUGCAGCUAGUUCUAGUGUACGUACACCUGGCGAGGACUGCAGCAGCUGA
This is a messenger RNA of Eimeria tenella, 324 nucleotides long. RefSeq lists its product as uncharacterized. The transcript is spliced from 2 exons. The record is from RefSeq and is a predicted model, not a curated record. NCBI's taxonomy places the organism in Eukaryota, Apicomplexa, Conoidasida, Eucoccidiorida, Eimeriidae. The coding region runs from base 1 to 324 and encodes 107 amino acids.